AUGUCGUCUGCAACCCGAUCGAUCGCAGAGGUGAGGUCCAGUGACAUACCACUGGCGCUAGUUGCAGACCCAGAAUAUGUGAGCCCCAACAGCGACCAUCUUACGAAUCGGAACAAUGAGAGUAUUGCAUAUGAGUAUCCCGAGGGGGGACUGGCAGCAUGGAUUGUGGUUGCUGGGUCUUUUAUGCUGCUGACAUGUACAUUUGGCAUGAUGAGCACGGUAGGAGUGCUCCAGUCCUACUGGGAGAUACACCAGCUUCGAGAAUACUCCUCAAGUACGAUAGGAUGGAUAUCGUCAGCAUUUGUGUUCCUCAACCUCUUACUAAGUGUCCAAGUUGGCCCGCUGUUUGAUAGGUAUGGUCCACGCUGGAUCAUGGUCGUGGGCUCCGUUCUCUACGUUUUGUCUAUCGUCCUCCUGGGGUCCUAUGAGGAAUAA
This is a messenger RNA of Penicillium macrosclerotiorum, 435 nucleotides long. RefSeq lists its product as uncharacterized. The record is from RefSeq and is a predicted model, not a curated record. NCBI's taxonomy places the organism in Eukaryota, Fungi, Ascomycota, Eurotiomycetes, Eurotiales, Aspergillaceae. Gene Ontology annotation, cellular component: fungal-type vacuole membrane. The coding region runs from base 1 to 435 and encodes 144 amino acids. The transcript has a single exon. Gene Ontology annotation, molecular function: transmembrane transporter activity. Gene Ontology annotation, biological process: transmembrane transport.